UAUCGGAGGUAUCCUGAAAUCGUGUUGGCGAUAGUUGCUGUUCACUCGCUCUGUCACAUCCACUUAUUGUUUUUUUGAAGUUGUUGUUUUUUUCUUCUAGUAGGUUUGUUUGGUUAUUUUUUUGUUUUUUUCCGAGUUUUGCAAGGACAACCAGCAAGGACGAAAACAACGACAACAUGUCACAUAUGAUGCUAGGGGUGAUGCCAUAGUGAUGAUAAUUGAACGUGUAUGACACUUGUUCGCUUUGAUUACUGUUACGUUCGUUUCUCUGGUGUUUACUAGUUUGUUUUUGUGUUGCCCCCGUUUUCGUCCUUUUAACGAGUCCUGUCGAGUCUUGUGGAUACUGUGCGUUAAAGUAUAAAGAGUGGACAAUUGGAUAUGGCUUAAAAGUGAGGAGCCCCCUCCUUUUUUUUUCCUCUACUUGUACACACAUAAAUGACUAUCCUGAUUUUGUAUAUCCUUUGAUUUGCAUAUAUCCUGGCACCAGAGUGGACACCACUAAUGGAUAUCUGGAAAGUUGCACAGGUGGGCAAACACGUUUAAUAAUUAAAAAUGAGUUUUCGAAUUGACAAUUGACGGGAUUGUCUGCUGGUUAGUGUGGCGGAAUUGGAUAGUUGUUUUGGAGUGUUUUUUUUUUGUUCUGUGUCCUUUCGAAUCCUUGUUGUAUAUCUCCCCUAAGCGUGUGUCGGUAGACCUGAAUCGAGUAUUGUUGUCCUUUAUAUCCUUCAGAGAGAUUCACGUCGGUUUUUGUGGUGUUUUAAAUCCGGAUCGCUAUCAAAUUAUACACACAAAAAAAAAAAAAAUAAAGGAAAUUCAAUUGAAAUUAUUUAUAAAAGGCUUUUAUCCUUUUAAUUGAGAUGAUGUGUAUGUCCUUUUAAGUGCAAGUGGUGAGCAAUAAAAUUAAUAUUUAGAAAAAAUAAUAAAUUCCAAGUGUUUUCGAGAUUACGUUUUAAUUUGAAGAAGCAACCAACAAAAAAAAAAAAUAAACAAAUUGGUCUACUCAACGUUGAUUAUGUACACAUCCUUAUAUUAGCCAUCCAGCAGGAUAAUAUACCACCAAAAAGCAUUCCUUGCCCAAAAAUAAAACGGAAGGAAGAUCCAUUGUGUUUUUGUGUGUCUCUGUCUGGUUAGUCUCUCUUGAGUCUGUGUGUGUGAUUGUGAAUCACAAGGAUUAAUUUCUAUCAUCAAUUAUAAAGGACUUUGGAAGCUGUCUUUACUGCAUAAUACAGUGUAAUUGUGGGAAUUGAUGCCAUGGACAUUAUGAUCAACAAAAAGGCGGAUGUUCUUCGGAUGGGCAUUGUUCUCUGGAUGUUCUUCGUCUGCAGCAUAUGUGAUGCACACAAAUACUACAACGUAACACUAAACAUCGAGCCUGAAUGGAUACGUCGAGGUCAAAGUGUACGUUUAUAUUGCAACUAUGAACUAGGUGGUGAUCCUUUAUAUUCAGUAAAAUGGUAUCGAGGACAUUUAGAAUUUUAUCGAUAUUCACCAUCGGAAAAUCCACCUGGAAAAAUAUUUCAUUUUCCAGAUAUAAAAGUUGAUUUAACUGCCUCGAAUGACACCCAAGUUACGUUGCGUAAUGUGGGUUUUAAAUUAUCUGGAAAUUUCUCAUGUGAGGUGACAGCGGAUGCACCAUCGUUCCACACAUCGUUUGCUUCAAAUGCUCUAACGGUUGUCGAACUUCCACAUGCCCCACCAACACUUUGGACGGAAAGAGAACGAUACGAUCCUGGUGACAUAUUGCGAGCCAAUUGUUCAACUCCUCCAUCAAAACCAGGAGCGGGUAUUGCGUUUUUCCUAAACAACAUACCGGUUGGCAGCGAAGUAACUCAGCUACAUCCGGCGAUAGAGAGCUUAUUAUGGGCAUCUCGGGAUCUGACAAUACAAUUACUGCCUUCACAUUACCACAAUGGUCAAUUGACGUUACGCUGUACGGCGGAAGUUGGCCAAAUCUAUGCCGAAAGCACCGAGGCGCCACUUUGGAGUUCGAGAAAAGAACCGGUGCCAGAAAGAGUCACAUCACCGAAUGCGGCAAAUCGAAUACCAACAGCCUCGUCGCUAGGAUUCAUUUUUAUGUUCUACCUUACCUGGAUGGCAAUGGAUUGCGUUAGCAGAUAGUUUGAUUAUAUUAAAAAUUAUUUAUGCAAUUAUAGAUACGGUUUUUAAAUAAAUUAUCAUUAUUACCUAGAAAAUAGAAUUUACAACCACAAAAGAAAAAAAACAAAAAAUAUAUUAAUUUUUAGAAUAAAUUAAAAUUACAAAGCAAGCAAAUUGUGAAAGAUGAAAUACCUACACAAACAGAAAAAAAUGUCAAUACAUAUAGUUAAUAUUUUUUAACUUAAGAACAUUUCUUACUGUUUAAAAAUUAAAAUUAAAAAUAAAAUAAAACCAAAUCAAAACAAAAAUAAUUAUUUAAAAUAAACAAUAAAUAUAAAUAUAUAUAGGUAUUUUA
Episyrphus balteatus (marmalade hoverfly) is the source of this 2452-nucleotide messenger RNA. RefSeq lists its product as uncharacterized. Bases 1252 to 2118 code for a protein of 288 amino acids. The transcript is spliced from 8 exons. Lineage: Eukaryota; Metazoa; Arthropoda; Insecta; Diptera; Syrphidae. The record is from RefSeq and is a predicted model, not a curated record.